Molecule: messenger RNA, 1335 nt
Organism: Lycium barbarum (goji berry)
Lineage: Eukaryota; Viridiplantae; Streptophyta; Magnoliopsida; Solanales; Solanaceae
Exons: 2
Coding region: 1-1335 (444 amino acids)
Source: RefSeq, a predicted model, not a curated record
AUGAGAAUCAAGAAUUAUGUUAAUGGACCUUGUUCCAUCAUGGGGGAUUUCGAUUCAAUCUUAGAAGCUGUUGAAAAGAAAGGAGGUGUGCCAUACAACCUUAAUAAGAGCACUGAUUUUAGAACUUGUAUGGAUGACACUGGUAUGACUGACUUAGGCUUCACCGGCUAUCCAUUCACUUGGUGCAAUGGUAGAGGCAGAAGUAAAAGAAUCAGCAAAAGGCUUGACAGAAUUAUGGCAAAUGAAGAAUGGACAGACAUGUUUCAAUCCAAUAGAGUAGAUCAUAGAGCCAAAACAAGCUCAGAUCACAGUCUCAUGCUGUUCAGAAUUGGCGAGAACAACCAAGAUUACAUCAAAUAUUUCAGAUUCUUAAACUUCUGGACCUUUCAAAGAGACUAUGAAGAGACUGUACAAGAAGCUUGGAACAUUGAAGUUCAUAGCAAUCAGCUUUGGACCUUACAGCAAAAACUGAAGAAUUUGGCUAGAGUGUUGAGCAAGUGGUCUCGGGAAAAAAUUGGAGAUGUAUUUGCUACGGUUAAACUACUAAAAACUGACAUAUGCAGACUGGAGGAAGAAUAUGGAGCAGAUGACUCUGAUACAAAUAGACAAGCCCUCUAUAAGGCCCAGGCUGAAUAUAUUAAAUGGCUCAAAAUGCAAGACUCUAUUCUUAAACAAAAAGCCAGAAUAAAAUGGUUUGAGGAAGGGGAUUCUAACACCAAGUACUUUUACAGUGUUAUUGAGGGCAAUGAAGAUAUUUUUAACGCUGCUGUGGAGCACUUCAGUAGCCUUUUCACCCAUUUUCCUAGUGAUAAUGAUUUAUCCAUAUUGAACUGGAUUGACACUUCUAUCACUGAGGAAGAAAACAGCUUUAUGUGCUCUAUCCCCGAAGAUGAAGAAAUCAAAGGUGCUGUUUUUUCCGUUGACCCAAACAGCGCUGCUGGCCCUGAUGGGUAUAAUGGACACUUUUAUCACGCUACUUGGAACAUUAUUCAACUUGAAGUUUGCAACUUUGUCAAAGCCUUUUUCACUGGCACCUUCCUUACCAAAUACUAUACCCACACCAACCUUGUUCUCAUCCCUAAAGUACCAUCACCUACUACCCUGGAUCAUCUAAGACCUAUUAGCCUUUGCAAUGUCUCCAAUAAAAUUAUCUCAAAGAUUGCCACCCUUUUGCCCAAACUCAUCUCAGAUAACCAAUCAGGAUUUGUUAAGGGGAGACUCAUCACAGAAAACAUCUUACUCACUCAAGAGAUAGUCCAUGGUAUGAAACAAGCCAACCAGGGGGGAAACGUCAUCAUCAAACUGGAUAUGUCUAAAGCUUAUGACAAACUUUAG